AUGCAAAAAUAAACUUAGUUGACCAAGUUUUUCUCAAAGAAAGCAUAAGAAUAGUAGUAAUCCCCUAUAAGAACCAAAUUCAAUUCAGAUGUAAGGUUAUUAGUAUAUAUUUUACUAGUUAUUCUUUUGUACUCCUCCUACAUAAGAAAUUUAAUGUAAGACAGAAAAUUACAGUAAUAAAAAGAAGGGUUCAAAUAAUUUAGAUAAUUGGAUUAGGAAAUCUUCCUUGUAACAAAAGAAGUGGUAUUUUUAUAUUACUAUAUAAAUAAAGGCCAUUUUUACCAAAAAAUUUGAUCUAUUAGAUUUACAAAUUUUUGCAAUUAAGAGAGUGCGCUACAUGUUCUUAAGUAUGCAAAUUUUGGAUGAUUUGUUAUAAUGAUAUCUAUUUUUCAUAUAGUUUUUUCAGGGAGUUCGAGACAUCAAGGUAAUUCUUAUAUUUUAAUAGUUUAAGAUUUAAUGAAAAGGAACUUGCUACUGUAUUGAAACGAUCAAGUAAACAAUUAAAGCACAUUAAGAAAGUACGAGAAAUGAUUAAAGGAUAAAAAAUCAGUUCAUUUUUAGAGAAAACAGAAUUAAGAACAAUGUUAUCUGAUAAUUCAUAACAAUAAGGAUCAUUAUUGGAAUUAUUUAAACUUGAACCAAAAAAACAAUAUACAUCAGUAUUUUUAACAGAUAAAGAUUUAAAUAGCAUUUGUACAGAGAGUUAGUAAUAAUUUUUUAUUUAAUUAUUUUAGUAAAUCACUCUAAUAUAUAUAAUUAAUAAGUUGUCAAUUUAUGACUGGAAAAGGAUUUGAAAUAAUUGGUAAAUGUACUCAAUUAAGUUUAAUAAAUAUCUAAAACAAUAGUAAUUUGAAGGAUGAAAAUAUUAAUGUUAUUUUAGAAUAAGUAUAAGGUCUCAAAACCUUAAUGAUAUUAAAAUGUGAUGGAUUAACUAAUAAUAUUUUUGAAAUAAUAGGAAAUACUUGUAAAAAGCUUGAAAGGCUUGAUAUUGGAUAGAAUCCUUAGUUGGAUUUAAUCAAAGUAAUUAAAAUGAUUAUUUAAUCUUUUUUAGUGUAGUUCUUUGAAGAAUAUUGGAACUUUGCAAUCAUUUUCAAUCAAAGAUAAUAUUGUAACUAAUGAAGCUUUAGAAAUAAUCAUUAGUAGUCUCUUUAAAUUGCAUAGUUUGAAUUUAGAAGGUUGCUAAGAAAUAAAUACUUAUUCUCUUUUGUAAAUUUAGAAAUUGCAUUUGUAAAGAAUAAAUUUGAAAAAAAUAUCAUUUAAAGAGGAGGGUAUUAUUUAAUUAUAAUAUGAUAGACAUCUAUAAUUUUAUUCUUAAUGCAAAGAGUAUUAAAUUAAUGCUUGUGAAUAAUAAUUUAUUGAGUACUCGUGUUGAAAAGAUUAUCCUAUCUAGAUAAUGA
Paramecium pentaurelia is the source of this 1397-nucleotide messenger RNA. The record is from the annotation of a GenBank genome assembly. Lineage: Eukaryota; Ciliophora; Oligohymenophorea; Peniculida; Parameciidae.